Molecule: messenger RNA, 1182 nt
Organism: Suillus clintonianus
Lineage: Eukaryota; Fungi; Basidiomycota; Agaricomycetes; Boletales; Suillaceae
Product: RTA1-domain-containing protein
Exons: 7
Coding region: 182-1153 (323 amino acids)
Cellular component (GO): fungal-type vacuole; plasma membrane
Source: RefSeq, a predicted model, not a curated record
GGUGUCAAAACUCACUGCCUCGCGUUCGCAUGGAUAUCGUUUUGCGCCACGGUGCGUAAUUUUGGAUGGGCACUAUUCAUCUUCAAGCAUAAAAGCCGAGCGUGUUGAUCUGUGAAGGGCAUUCUUCAUCUUCGUCUUCUUCAUCUUCCUCAUCUUCUUUAUCUUUUUGUUCUUUUUCUUCAUGGCUGGCUCCAUCUUACCAAGCACUUUGCUUUUCUUGACUCUUCUUGUCACAUCGGCUCAGGCAGCCACCAAUGUUUUAAUAUGUCCUUCUAAUCCUUACCAAGACCCGCGUAAUGACCCAUGCAAUGGCCUUGGAUAUAUCGCUGACAAUACACUCACCGCUGUCGCCUUUGUUUAUGUGCUGUUGGUCGUUCUCAUUCAGACUUAUCAAGUAAUUUUUAACGGCGCGAGGUGGAUGUUGUCCAUGGUCAUCGGGGAAUACAUUUAUGCUCUCGGCUUUGCAUUUCGCUUCGCUUUGCAUCAUAAUCCUGAUUCGUUGAAGAUUUUCAUAUCUGAGGACUUGAUGAUCGUAUUGUCGCCCUGCUUCUUCAUUGCCGCGAAUUACACUCUUCUUGGCCGCCUUGCCAGGGAAAUCGACUGCGCUCAUCACAUCUUGCUUCCAGUGAGGUGGCUCACCCUCAUUUUCGUCAUGUCCGACUUUACUACCUUUGUUAUCCAGGCGAUAGGAGCCUCAAUGACUACGUCCACUGCUCAAGACUCUGCUUUGUUGGGACUCCACGUUUUUUUGGUCGGCCUCAUUAUGCAACUGGUCUCCUUCGUUUUCUUUUGUAUCAUUUACGCACGAUUCAUCUACAAGGUCUACUCCGAGGAGCAGGAUGUCUGCGCACGAGACUCAAAGAAACACUGGAACAACGACUGGCGAACACUCGCUGCCGCCUUGGCGGUCAGUUGUGUCGGACUUUUGAUUCGUUCUUUCUACCGGGUUGUGGAGGCUAGUCAGGGCUUCCGCGGCAAUCUCAGCACAAGCGAGGCAUCCUUCUACCUGGGUGACACGAUUCCCAUUUGUUUGGCUAUCGUCGUAUACGUUCCAUUCUGGCCCGGAAGGUUCAUCCAAAACAAGCCAGCGCAUCCCUACGUCAAAGAACAGAAGGAGUUCAAGUUAUCCGUUUCUAGCUCUACUCUGGUAUAAACCAUGAGGUAGCCACCACCACGCUCGUU